AUAGAAUAAUAUAUUCAAACACUAACUCACGGUCUCAGAACUAAAAGCAACGAAAGAGAGAAUGGAGUCUUGUCAGCUUAAAACUUACAAUCUCACAGAAACUGACUUGGUGAAAGAUCACCUUCGUUACCUGAUGGGAGGCCGUUCAAACGUUCAAAAUGAGGUUCUUUGUCGUUUCAUCUUUCCAGAAAGACCUGGUGCUCUAACGAAGUUCUUGGAUUCCUUCAGUCCACGAUGGAAUAUUAGCUUGUUCCAUUAUCGUGGGCAGGGUGAAACUGGAGCAAAUGUGUUGGUAGGAAUACAGGUACCAAGAGUUGAGAUGGACGAAUUCCAUGAUCGUGCUAACAGACUUGGAUGAGUAUACGCUGGUGAACAAUGAUGACUUUUACCAUCUCUUAAUGCGUUCAUGGUUAGGGUUUUUAUGAUUCGUGCAAGAUAAUACUAUCAAGUUUGUUCAACUGUUGGUUUCAAAUAUAGGAUUCACAGGAAACUAUUCAGUGCUCCUAAUGUAGCUUCUAGGUUUGCGUUCAUUAUACUUGCAAAGUGACACUGAAAAAAAAA
Molecule: messenger RNA, 561 nt
Organism: Arachis ipaensis
Lineage: Eukaryota; Viridiplantae; Streptophyta; Magnoliopsida; Fabales; Fabaceae
Product: threonine dehydratase biosynthetic, chloroplastic-like
Biological process (GO): L-serine catabolic process; L-threonine catabolic process
Molecular function (GO): L-serine ammonia-lyase activity; threonine deaminase activity
Source: RefSeq, a predicted model, not a curated record